CAAAUCAGCAUUGCUAGAAGAAACAUAUCUCAGACCAGACCACCACUAACUGUUAUUAUGGAUCUAAAACAACGCCUUAAGAAGCUGGAGUGCCACUUCACCUGGGAUCUGGAGUACAGUAAAAAUGAACUCCAGGAUUUACUGAGCAACCUGAAUGAUGUGGACCAGGAAACGUGCACUUGGCCGGUUCACUAUUACAACCUGCUGGCCUACAUCCAUCAGGCUCUUGGCUCCAGCACAGAGGCGCUGAAGAACCUGGACAAAGCAGAAAGUGUGAUCCAGGAGCAGGGAAGAGAAGAGGCUGGAGUCCGGCUGCAGGUCAACAAAGCUAACCUGGCUUGGGUCUACUUCCAUUUGGGAGGGAUGGAGAAGAGCAAAAAAUAUCUAGAAGAGGUGGAGAGGCUUCAGCGAAUGCAUCCUGCUCCACCUGGAUGCACUUUACACCCUGAAGUCAGUGGAGAAAAGGGCUGGACGCUGGUGAAGUUUGACUUGUCAAAGAAGUGUCAGGCAAUUGAUUACUUUAAAAUGGCUUUAAAAGCACAACCAGAUAGGAAGGAAUGGCACAGAGGUCUUGCCAUGGUGAUGAACAAGGAUUGUGUACAGUCUAAAUUCACUCCAGAACAGAUUGUAGAGCAACUGAAAAUCGCACAUGAGAAAGACCCAAAUAGUUUGCUCCUUCAUGCUCAAUAUUUACUAGAACUGUGUGAUCAGAAAAAGGUGUCAUCAGAAAACAUUGAAAGGGAGAUGCAAGAUUUACUAGAAAGAAAUCUUGAAACUGGAAACCUGGAGGGUUUGCCUAUUAUUCUCAAGUAUUAUAGAAAAGAGAUUUCUUUUGAUAAAGCUAUUCAAAUAGCAGAGACAGUUAAAGAAAAGUUCCCCUCUUCAGUUAAAGCAUUGAAUCUUUUGGCAGAAUGCUACAAAUCGAAGGUUUACAACAUGGAAGACAGUGAGGAAAAGGAAAUUUUUGCUAGGAAAGCCAUUGAGCUCUUUGAGGAAGUUGUCAGACGUAACCCUCACUCAUACAAAGUAAAGAUGUCCCUUGCAUCAAUGCACAUAUAUGCACACAACAGGAAGAGAGCAGAUGAGAUUUACCAGCAGCUCCUGUCAGAGAGAAAUGAUCUUUCUCCUCAUAGGCAACAGCAUAUUUACUACAAUUAUGCCUCUCAUCUACAUUACUGCAGACAGUAUGAAGAAUCAAUCAAAUAUCACAUGAAAGUAGCAAAAAUCCAAAGUGAUUCAGUUCACAAACAGAAGAGCAUAAAGAUUCUUCAAAAAACUGUGAGAAAAGGUAGAAGCCCUCAGUGUGAGGAAAUUAUGCUUAUUCUGGAGAAAAUUAAUAUUUCUGAUUAAAAUGUCAUACUUCAUCAAAAAACAAACAAACAAACAAAACUUCCAUUUGUAUACAUUUGCCACAAUUUUGAAAAUUUUAGUGGAGGUGGGAAAAUUUUCUUCCUCUUGAAAACCAUUUUCUGUGGAAUCUUUUCUAUAAUAUCGAAAAAUACCAGGCUUUUUUUAGCUUCAUUGGUUCUCUCUAAAAUUUUUACCUCCUCAUUGUUUUCAGCCUGCACCUCAGACACUUUUUUGGGGGGGCAUAUAGAGGGACUGAAUGUACAAAUCAUUUAAGUCUGCAAUUUUGUUUACAACAAGUAACAUUUAAAGCAUGUGAUAUUGAUAAUAUUGUGUGGGCUUGACCUACUGUAAUUUGAUUGGCUGUUCAGAUGGUUAAAGUGAUUUGCAUAUUUACCAUAUAACAGUGAGGAAAGGAAGAUUUUGGCUAUGAAAUCCACUGAGCUGUUUGAGGAGGUUGUCAGACAUUACCCUAAUCUUUUGAAUAAAAGAAAUCCCAAAAAUGACAGAUCACAAACAAAAACAGUAUAAUAAGUCAAUGCAAUUCAGCAUUUUCUGGAGGGAAUUAAGACUUCUAUUAUAAUGUGCACUAACGCAACAGUCAAGUUAUAAACAAUGUCCCAAUGUCAUAAAAACAAUCAUUAUUGGAGGGUGUUCUCUUUAAAUUUCACUUUAUGCAGAAAUCUUAAUGAAGAAAUUGUGAAAAAAAAAACUAGGAAAAACAUAUAAAGGGACAAAUAUCUUAAUUCCCAAGAUAUUGUAUAUUUAUUUAUAUUUUGUUAUGCUAAUGGACUGUAGCUUCCACAGUACCUGUUCAUUGUUUCCACUGAUGUGUAAAAAAAAAAAUAAAACACUUCUUGGAGCUGAAUCAUGUGCUUAUUGCUUCUGAUUAUAAAUAGUGUUUAAUAAAAACACCUGCUUUCCUUUGAGACUUUCAUUUCUGAAAUGUGGAUAUACAGAUGUUGCUUACAGUACAUGUUUCUGUUUCAAAUACAAUAAUAAACAUUUAAUUAUAAACACUGUUUUCUCCCAUUCAUUUUUGAUUAGGUUUUUUUAGUUUGUUGAUUAGAUUUACUUGACCUGCUCAGACCUGACCUGCUUGACCUGUUGAUUUUGCAACUUUGUGAGAAAAGGGUGUUAAUUGUUGUUACUGCACUCUGAAAACAGUGUCUCACAAGUUGAGUGCAUUUCAAACAUGAUUUUCUGUUUUUACAUUUUCUUAAGGGAACUUUGUAGCUUGCCAGUGGAAAGUCUGAAGAUACAGUAGAUAAUAUUCAAUUUGUCAGAAUGUAACAAACACAAACACAAGGUCACGUACAAAUAAAUGCGUAUUGUUGAGAAUCACAAGGUAUUUGAUGUAUUUUCUAAAAAUGUAAAACAAGACAAUAAAACUGUG
Molecule: messenger RNA, 2743 nt
Organism: Ctenopharyngodon idella (grass carp)
Lineage: Eukaryota; Metazoa; Chordata; Actinopteri; Cypriniformes; Xenocyprididae
Product: interferon-induced protein with tetratricopeptide repeats 1-like
Exons: 2
Coding region: 58-1350 (430 amino acids)
Biological process (GO): defense response to virus
Cellular component (GO): cytosol
Molecular function (GO): protein binding
Source: RefSeq, a predicted model, not a curated record